AUGCUGAACAAUCUGGCCUUUGAGGAAGGAUCCAAAGAAAGAUCCGGAGCUAGCCGGGAAGGGGAGGGGACAGGAAGUUGUGGGGAGGAGGCGGUGACCCCCGGAGGAGUAGAGCGGUCGGGGGCGUCCCGGGAGCGGUCGGCGCGCGGCGGUAUCGAGCGGCGGUAUCGUGAUCGCGCCCCUGCAGCAGGUGCUGCGGCUGCCCCAACCCCAGUGGCAGUCACUGCAACUGAACCAGAAAAUCAGCCUGUGCCCGUGUCAGUCGCCCCUAUCCAGAAGAAGAAAUGCAACAAGAAAUCAGUUCGCUUAGUGAGGGAUGACAAUGAAGCAGGGUCAUCACGAGAACAAGAGGAAGAGGCAGAAUCAGAGAUAAUCACUCGAUCCCUGUCCCUGAGUGAGCUGCGGGACAUGCGGAAAGAUUUCGGCCGACUUCCAGGCGAGCACAUUGUCACCUGGCUGCUCCGGUGCUGGGAUAACGGAGCCAGUAGCUUGGAAUUGGAGGGUAGGGAGGCCAGGCAGCUGGGAUCUCUGUCUAGAGAGGCGGGCAUUGACAAGGCAAUUGGGAAGAAGACACAGGUCCUCAGCCUCUGGAGGCGACUCCUAUCAGGUGUGAGGGAAAGGUACCCCUUCAGUGAAGAUGUUAUAUGCCAUCCGAGCAAGUGGACCACCAUGGAGAGAGGUAUCCAGUACCUGAGAGAACUAGCCGUGCGGGAGAUGAUUUAUUGUGACCUGGACAAUGCACAGUCACCCACAGAUCCUGAUGAGGUCCAGUGCACAAGGCCCAUGUGGCGGAAGUUUGUACGGAGCGCCCCAUCGUCAUAUGCCAACUCAUUGGCAGUGAUGGAAUGGAGAGGCGAAGAGGGACCAACGGUGGAUGAGGUGGCUGCCCGACUUCGGCAAUAUGAAGAAAGUCUCUCUUCUCCCCUUGUCUCAGCUGUGGAGAAACUGUCCCGGAAGGUCCAGCAACUUGAAGAGAAUAUAUCCUCCCCGCCUGUACGAGCCAGUAUCUCAGCUGUUAGAAGCAGACACUUCUCCACUCAAGAUAGAGAAUACAGGGAGUACACACCACGAAACACCCUGUGGUUCUGCCUGCGUGACCACGGAGAGGACAUGAGGAAGUGGGAUGGACAACCUACUUCAGUCCUACGGGCACGGGGGGGCCCUGCCUCCGGCCAGGUGGGGGAAAGGGACAACCGGAUUUAUUGGACAGUGUGGAUUCGAUGGCCUGGCACGUCAGAGCCACAGGAGUAUAGAGCUUUAGUGGACACGGGUGCACAGUGUACCAUAAUACCAUCAAGCCAUACAGGGACAGAACGCAUCUGUAUUUCUGGAGUGACAGGGGGAUCCCAAGAGUUGACUGUACUGGAAGCUGAAGUGAGCCUAACUGGAAAUGAGUGGCAAAAGCAUCCCAUUGUGACUGGCCCAGAUGCUCCAUGUAUCCUUGGUAUAGAUUAUCUCAGGAGAGGAUAUUUUAAGGAUCCAAAAGGGUACCGGUGGGCUUUUGGCAUAGCUGCAUUGGAGGCGGAAGAAGUUAAACAGCUGUCCACCUUGCCUGGUCUUUCAGAGGACCCUUCUGUUGUAGGGCUGUUGAAGGUUGAAGAACAACAGGUGCCAAUUGCUACCACAACAGUUCAUCGGCGGCAAUAUCGAACUAACCGAGACUCUCUGAUCCCCAUCCAUGAGCUGAUUCGUCAACUAGAGAUUCAAGGAGUGAUCAGCAAGACUCACUCACCCUUUAACAGUCCCAUAUGGCCGGUGCGGAAAUCUAAUGGAGAGUGGAGGCUAACUGUGGACUAUCGUGGCCUCAACGAAGUCACGCCACCGCUGAGUGCUGCCGUGCCGGACAUGUUAGAACUUCAAUACGAACUGGAGUCCAAGGCAGCCAAGUGGUACGCCACAAUUGAUAUCGCCAAUGCAUUCUUCUCAAUCCCUCUGGCAGCAGAGUGCAGGCCCCAGUUUGCUUUCACUUGGAGAGGUGUCCAGUACACCUGGAAUCGAUUGCCCCAGGGGUGGAAACACAGCCCCACCAUUUGCCACGGACUGAUCCAGACUGCACUGGAAAAGGGUGAAGCUCCAGAACAUCUGCAGUACAUUGACGAUAUUAUCAUAUGGGGCAACACAGCAGAAGAAGUUUUUGAGAAGGGGCAUAAAAUAAUUCAAAUCCUUCUGAAAGCUGGUUUUGCUAUAAGACGGGGUAAGGUCAAGGGACCUGCACAGGAGAUCCAGUUUUUAGGAGUAAAAUGGCAAGAUGGACGCCGUCAGAUCCCAACGGAUGUGAUCAAUAAGAUAGCAGCUAUGUCCCCACCAACUAGUAAGAAGGAAGCACAAGCUUUCCUAGGCAUUGUGGGUUUUUGGAGGAUGCAUAUCCCAGAUUACAGUCUGAUUGUGAGCCCUCUGUAUCAAGUUACCCGGAAGAAGAACGAUUUUAAAUGGGGUCCUGAGCAACGACAAGCUUUUGAACAAAUUAAACAGGAAAUAGUCCAUGCAGUAGCCCUGGGGCCAGUCCGGGCAGGACAAGAUGUUAAAAAUGUGCUCUACACCGCAGCUGGGGAGAACGGCCCUACCUGGAGCCUGUGGCAGAAAGCCCCAGGGGAGACACGCGGUCGACCCCUAGGAUUUUGGAGUCGGGGAUACAGAGGAUCCGAAGCCCGCUAUACUCCAACAGAAAAGGAGAUACUGGCAGCAUAUGAAGGGGUUCGAUCUGCUUCAGAAGUGGUUGGUACAGAAGCACAGCUCCUCUUGGCACCCCGGCUGCCAGUGCUGGGUUGGAUGUUCAAAGAAAGAGUCCCUACCACACAUCAUGCAACGGAUGCUACGUGGAGUAAGUGGAUUGCACUGAUCACUCAGCGAACUCGAAUGGGAAACCCCAGUCGCCCAGGAAUUCUAGAGGUGAUUAUGGACUGGCCAGAAGGCAAGGAUUUUGGAAUGUCACCAGAGGAGGAGGUGAUGCGUGCAGAAGAGGCUCCACCAUAUAAUGAACUACCAGAAGAUGAGAGGAGAUAUGCCCUGUUCACUGAUGGGUCCUGCCGGAUUGUGGGAAAGCAUAGGAAGUGGAAGGCUGCUGUGUGGAGUCCUACAAGACAAGUUGCAGAAGCCACUGAAGGACAAGGUGAAUCAAGCCAAUUUGCAGAGGUGAAAGCAAUUCAGCUGGCUUUGGACAUUGCCGAGCGGGAAAAAUGGCCGGUACUUUAUCUCUACACCGACUCAUGGAUGGUGGCAAAUGCUUUGUGGGGGUGGUUACAGCAGUGGAAGCAGCAGAAUUGGCAGCGCAGAGGCAAACCUGUCUGGGCUGCGGAAUUGUGGCAAGAUAUCGCUGCCCGGGUAGAGAAUCUGGUUGUGAAAGUACGUCAUGUAGAUGCCCAUGUACCCAAGAGCCGGGCCACUGAGGAACAUCAGAAUAACCAGCAAGUGGAUCGGGCUGCCAAGAUUGAAGUGGCUCAGGUGGAUCUGGACUGGCAACAUAAGGGCGAAUUAUUCUUAGCUCGAUGGGCCCAUGACUCUUCAGGCCAUCAAGGGAGAGAUGCUACAUAUAGAUGGGCUCGGGACCGAGGGGUGGAUUUGACCAUGGACAUUAUUGCACAGGUCAUCCAUGAAUGUGAGACAUGCGCUGCAAUCAAGCAAGCCAAGCGAUUAAAGCCCCUUUGGUAUGGAGGACGAUGGCUGAAAUACAAAUAUGGGGAGGCCUGGCAGAUUGAUUAUAUUACGCUUCCACAGACCCGUCAAGGCAAGCGCUAUGUGCUCACAAUGGUGGAAGCAACCACUGGAUGGCUGGAAACAUACCCUGUGCCCCAUGCCACUGCCCGGAAUACCAUCCUGGGCCUCGAAAAGCAAGUUCUGUGGCGACAUGGCACCCCAGAGAGAAUUGAGUCGGACAAUGGGACUCAUUUCCGAAACAGUCUCAUUGACACCUGGGCCAAAGAGCAUGGUAUUGAGUGGGUUUACCACAUUCCCUAUCAUGCACCAGCCUCUGGGAAGGUAGAACGGUACAAUGGACUGUUAAAAACUGCACUGAGAGCAAUGGGUGGUGGGACUUUUAAAAAUUGGGAUACACAUUUAGCAAAGGCUACCUGGUUAGUUAACACCAGGGGAUCUAGCAACCGAGCUGGCCCUGCCCAGUCUAAACCCCCACGUACUGUGGAGGGAGACAGAGUCCCCGUAGUGCACAUGAAGAAUAUGUUGGGGAAGACAGUCUGGGUCAGUCCUGCCUCAGGCAAAGGCAAACCUGUCCGUGGGGUUGCCUUUGCUCAAGGACCCGGAUGCACUUGGUGGGUGAUGCGGAAGGAUGGGGAAGUGCAGUGUGUACCACACGGGAACCUGAUUUUGGGCGAGAAUAGCCAAUGAAUGAAACUGUAUGAUGUUAAUUGCUAAAUGACCCUGCCAUCUCACUUUGGUGACUGCUAUUGGUUGUACUAUAGUAGGAAUCACCCAACUAAUGACUGAUGGACUCUGAUGAGAAAUCAAGUACGGUGCAGCCUUGAAGAGACCAGAACUGACCUCAGCAGCUGGCGCCCAGCAAUUUCAAUGAGACCAACGUCUUCAACCCAUGGACAUGAGCUACACCGGAUACAUCAGCCACAAGGCCCAGAGAAAAGAUACAACAUGCAACAGUCCAGCCCCAACAUACACCAUCUUGCAUGCCCUGAGAGACUGUUCUAACAGAUGGAGGUUGAAGUCAUGGGUUAAAUGAACUCAACAGACAUUUUAGAGCGAUGGCCCAUAGACUAAGGACAUUAUACCUAUAUGUGUAUAUAUAUAUAUAUGUCAGGAGAAACUGACAGUAUACAACUGGAAACUGUAGGAUCUGGGCAUGGCAUGAAAUGGUAUGGAAUAAGGGGUGGAUGAUGUCCUGGGUCUGGCAGUGAUGGGGUUAAUUCUCCCCAGGACCUAGGAGGGACACAAGUAUUCCAUCCCAUGUGAGCCAUGCCCAAGGGGUAGCCGGAGCUAGCCGGGAAGGGGAGGGGACAGGAAGUUGGGGAGAGGAGGCGGUGACCCCCGGAGGAGUAGAGCGGUCGGGGGCGUCCCGGGAGCGGUCGGCGCGCGGCGGUAUCGAGCGGCGGUAUCGUGAUCGCGGUUGUAUACCCCUCUGUUAUUGUUGUUGUUAUUGCUCUUUGUUCUGUUCUGUUAAAAUUGCCUUUGUCUCAACCCACGAGUUUUGCCUUUUUAUUCCCAUUUU
Calidris pugnax (ruff) is the source of this 5173-nucleotide messenger RNA. RefSeq lists its product as uncharacterized. Gene Ontology annotation, molecular function: RNA-DNA hybrid ribonuclease activity; aspartic-type endopeptidase activity; nucleic acid binding. The transcript has 4 exons. Gene Ontology annotation, biological process: proteolysis; DNA integration. Bases 1 to 4341 code for a protein of 1446 amino acids. NCBI's taxonomy places the organism in Eukaryota, Metazoa, Chordata, Aves, Charadriiformes, Scolopacidae. The record is from RefSeq and is a predicted model, not a curated record.